AUGGCAAAGAGCACUAAGCGCAUUGGAAACAAGCAGUCACCGGUUAAUAUUGUGACAAAAGACGUCACACCUGAUCCCUAUUUGAGGGACAACCCGUUGCAGUGGGACGAUACUGGCCUACUGUCUACGAGCAUCUCCAACACCGGUAACACAUGGGAAGUGAGCGUCAAGGUGGCGGAACCAAACCUUCGCGGGGGACCUCUGCAACACCACUACCAAGUGGAUCGGUUUCAUGCCCACUGGGGCAAGACCAACAACACCGGCAGCGAGCACCGUGUCGACGGGAAGCAGUAUGCCGGUGAACUGCACUGGGUCCAUUUCAACGCCGACAAGUACAAGUCAUUCGUGGAGGCAGCUUCAUCUGAAGAGGGUCUCGCCGUGGUGGCUGUGUUCUUGGAAGAAGGUGCAGCUAACCCGCUGCUUCAGAGCGUCGUCGACUGCAUCCCGCACAUCAAGCACAAGGGCAUGAAGCGGGUACUGCAGCAGCCUCUAGACGUCUCCUCACCGAUUCCAACCAGCUGUAGCUACUGGACGUACGAAGGCUCGCUGACGACAACACCGUGGUACGAGAACGUCACCUGGAUUGUAUACAAGCAGCCCACCAAAGUGUCACCCGAACAGUUGGCAGCAUUCCGCACGCUGAUGUCGUACGAGGAGAAAGUCUAUCCGCAGAAGUCAUCCGAUGGUCCAAUUGAGUGCAACGUGCGUGCUCCACAGCCUCUUGUGCGACGCAUCGUGCGGGAGCCCCUGAAGAAACGGGACGACAGCGGCCCUCGUUCAAAGGGGCGGCCUUCUUCUACGGAGUAUUCACAACUUCCGCAAAAGAAGAACUAA
Rhipicephalus microplus (southern cattle tick) is the source of this 834-nucleotide messenger RNA. RefSeq names its product carbonic anhydrase 1. The record is from RefSeq and is a predicted model, not a curated record. Gene Ontology annotation, molecular function: zinc ion binding; carbonate dehydratase activity. NCBI's taxonomy places the organism in Eukaryota, Metazoa, Arthropoda, Arachnida, Ixodida, Ixodidae. Gene Ontology annotation, cellular component: cytoplasm.